Messenger RNA from Haliaeetus leucocephalus (bald eagle), 2355 nucleotides. RefSeq names its product torsin-1A-interacting protein 2-like. Lineage: Eukaryota; Metazoa; Chordata; Aves; Accipitriformes; Accipitridae. Gene Ontology annotation, molecular function: ATPase activator activity. Gene Ontology annotation, cellular component: membrane. The transcript has 6 exons. The record is from RefSeq and is a predicted model, not a curated record. Gene Ontology annotation, biological process: membrane organization. The coding region runs from base 292 to 1815 and encodes 507 amino acids.
GCACAGGCUGUCCUGCCACCACCAGAGCCAAAGGGCCUCUGGGAAGGGCAAGCGGAGGGGCCAGCGCUGGCCUGCUCUUGUUGCCCCUCUGCUUCACUUCGCCGCCCUGACCGGCUCUGAACCUGCUCGGGUUUAUGGGCGAUUAGUCACAAUUCCCGAGGCCAAGACGGGAUGGUGUCUGUGAGGGGGCUUGGUCAGCCACUCAAACGAACGGCAGGGAGAUACAUCUCCUUAUGAACGAAGGAGAAAGUGAAAACGGUACAGAAGCCUGAGCUCCAGGGGAGAAAGAAAAUGGAAGAGAAUCCAAGCGUGGAUCUGUCCGGAGCUGGGCCAGCCCAAGAUGAGGUGGAGAACACAGCAGAGCACCCUGUGCACCAAGAGCCCACCCAAGAAACACUUGAGCACCAAGUGACAAGCAGGUGGCCUGAGACCUCCUGCAAACCACAGGAUGACUCUUUGGUAUGUAAGUCACCAACUUUGGAUGGAGGAGAGAUGACGCUGUUGGAUUCAGCUGGCCCCACAGUAGAGGAAAAGGUUCCCCAGGAAACUGAAGUAUCACUGGAAGAAUCUGGGAAGACAAGAGAUGGUGUCUCAGAAAGAUCACAGGAAGAAGAUGACUUGGAUGAAGCCGGGCUGGCCCAUGAUAAAAUGGACAGCAAAGGAGACAGCCCUGUCCACCAGGAAACAAGGGAGGACCAGGAGACAAGCAGGCAAUGUGAAAGCUCCUUCACAGCAGAGGAAGAUGCUUCAUCAAGAAGCAAGUCACUGAGCUCUGACAGUAAAAUGACACAUUUGGAUGUGACUGCCACGGAAGAUGUCACCAAGGGCUUCCUGGCAGAGAAGAGCACCAGUGCCCCUCUCCUAGAUCAGGAGCCAGAAGAGCACAUACAGCAAGAAACACAGGAGAGUGGAUCCCAAGGCACAUUAAGGAACAGACGUGGGACCGAAGGGCACACAGCCCUAAAGCCAGAGGCUCAGCCCUGCUUGCAGAAUGUCCCCACCCAAAACACAGACGAGGAGAAGACCCAAGAGUCCCUCUUGCUGAAAGGGCUUGCCGUCAUGAGCCUCGUACUGCUCGGCUUCUGCAUAUUCUGCUUCGGCAACCCAACCUCCAUGUCCCAGCAAGUCCCCAAGAACCCCACAGUGGAGGCAUUCCUGUCCCAGUUCAACCAGCUGCCGGACAAGUUUCCAGGGCAGAGUCCGCACCUGUGGCUUCGUGGGCGCAAGUUCCUGCAGAAGCACCUCAAUGCAUCCCACCACACGCAGCCGGCCAUCAUCAUCUUCACAGCUGCCCGCAAGGGUGAGCGGACCUUGCGAUGCCUUAGCACCUGUGUGGCCAACACCUACUCGGCCGCCCUGCAUGCCAGCACGGUCCAGAUCGACGGCACGGAUAAAUCCAGGCUCCAGAGUGACCACGCCAAGCUGGAGGUGGACUCAGAGCUGAGCUCAGCUUUCCAGGCUGGGGGCCGUGCUGCAGUGAUACACCGCUUUGAGUUGCUGCCGGCCGGCGCCACUCUCAUCUUCUACAAGUACUGCGACCACGAAAGUGCUGCUUUCAAGGACGUGGCCCUGCUGCUGACCGUGCUGCUGGAGGAGGAGACACUGGACACCCACAUCAGCCUCCAGCAGGUGGAAGAGAGGGUCCGUGACUUUCUCUGGGCCAAGUUCACCAACACCAGGACCCCCAGCUCCUAUGACCACAUGGACUCCGACAAGCUGAGCGGGCUGUGGAGCCGCAUCUCCCACCUGGUCCUACCAAUCCACCCGGUGCAGACUAUCGAGAAGGGGGGCUGCCAUGUCCACACCAAACCCUAGGGGCAAAGCCUGCCAGAGCCCUGGGAGGGGUUGGAAAGACAGUUCUGGCAAACUCCAGUGCAGGUGGAGGCACAACCAGAGCUAUUUCUCUUCAAUUUGUUUCUCUUUCUUGGUAGGAGUUUGACAGGUACAAGUUGAUACAGGCCAUUUGGCCAGCUGAGUCCUGGAGGUGAUAGAUCACAUACUUCCUUCUGGCAGAUGGGAAGAGUGGAUAUUUUAGGUAUUUAGUAGAUAUUGCACAGAAGAACAUCACUGUGUGGGGAGGCAGGAGGGAAAACAGGACUUUGCAGCUAGCAUUCCUAUCAGUAAAUACACAAAUAACGUACACAACUAGUAUGCCAGAAAAAUACUUCAGUUCAGUAGCUCUUUCAUUUCUCCCUGCCCCUCAGUUUGCUAAUGUAAUGUACAUCAGCCUCACAAUGUACUUUAUCUAGAAUGUUUCUCUCUCUUUGCAGAGAGCCCCUGCAACACAGGAAGGUCAAAUUCCCCAAAGCCCAACAUUUUGAAGGCAUGCUUCAAAAAGAAAACCAGUUUGCUAGU